Molecule: messenger RNA, 6483 nt
Organism: Coturnix japonica (Japanese quail)
Lineage: Eukaryota; Metazoa; Chordata; Aves; Galliformes; Phasianidae
Gene: PITPNM2
Product: phosphatidylinositol transfer protein membrane associated 2
Biological process (GO): phospholipid transport
Cellular component (GO): cytoplasm
Molecular function (GO): phosphatidylinositol binding; phosphatidylinositol transfer activity; phosphatidylcholine binding
Source: RefSeq, a predicted model, not a curated record
CAGGGCGAGGAGCUGCCCGGCCCCACCUGCGGCGGGGAUUAUGCCAGCGGAGCGCGGGCACGGCGGAGAGCGGCGGCUCGUGGGAGGCGGCAGCGGGAGCCGGGAGCAGCCGGUUGUUGACACAUGUGGACCAACAGUGACAUCCUUCUUCAGCAAUGCUGUCUUGACUCCCUCCUGCAUUCAGAAGCAUCUAGAGAGAUUUCUUGCCAAAGGGAUCCUCAAUGCAUUUCUUUGCCAUUAUUUAAGGAGCCUUUACUAAAAGCUUCUGGAUUGAGUUUCUAAGCGGACAAAAGAUUUUGUAUUCAAAAUGCUUAUAAAGGAGUAUCGUAUUCCUCUUCCGAUGAGUGUGGAAGAAUAUCGAAUUGCACAGCUCUACAUGAUACAGAAAAAGAGCAGAGAGGAGACAUGUGGGGAAGGCAGCGGAGUAGAGAUCCUGGAGAACAGGCCAUACAUGGAUGGGCCAGGAGGGAAUGGGCAGUAUACUCACAAAGUGUACCACAUUGGUAUGCACAUACCCAGCUGGUUUCGGUCAAUAUUGCCCAAGGCAGCUUUGAGAGUCGAAGAGGAAUCGUGGAAUGCAUAUCCUUACACCAGGACAAGGUAUACGUGCCCUUUUGUGGAGAAGUUCUCUAUUGAUAUCGAGACGUACUACAAAACCGAUCCAGGAGAGCACGUCAAUGUUUUCAACCUUUCUCCUGCAGAAAAGAGACAAACCAUUCUAGAUCCUAUUGAUAUUGUUAAAGAUCCUAUCCCUCCACAUGAAUACAAAGCCGAGGAGGAUCCAAAGCUGUAUAAGUCAGUGAAGACUAAAAGAGGCCCACUAUCGGAAGACUGGAUUCAAGAGUACAAGAGCAACCCUGGGAAAUACCCCAUCAUGUGUGCAUAUAAACUUUGUAAAGUCGAGUUCAGAUACUGGGGGAUGCAGUCAAAAAUCGAGCGUUUUAUCCAUGAUGUUGGCUUGCGGAAGGUCAUGGUCCGUGCACACCGCCAGGCUUGGUGCUGGCAGGAUGAGUACGGGCUGACCAUGGAGGACAUCCGGCAGCUGGAGAAAGAGGCACAACUGAUGCUGGCUCAGAAGAUGGCCCAGUUCUGCGGUGAAAAUGAUUCUGAGCAGCAUGGAGUCAAAGAUGCUCCUGGUGAGAAAGAUGCUGAAGCCGACGCAGUUUCACCUGUUGACCCAGAAGAUGCCUCUGGUAACAGUGAAACAGCCUCUGGGAGAUCACUCACCAAGCAGUGGUCCACCUCUUCCAAGUCCUCCCGGUCUUCAAAGAGAGGAGCAAGUCCCUCACGCCAUAGUAUCUCGGAGUGGAGGAUGCAGAGCAUUGCCAGGGAUUCAGAUGACAGCUCAGAUGAUGAAUUCUUUGAUGCACACGAGGACUUGUCUGACAAUGAGGAAAUGUUCCCGAAAGAAAUAACCAAAUGGAGUUCCAAUGAUCUGAUGGAUAAAAUUGAAACCCCCGAAUGUGAUGAUGUCCCGGGUGACUUGUAUCAUGAGACAUCAGCAGAGUACCACGUUGGCUCCAGCGUCGAGAGGCUCAGCAUCAUUGAAGAUGAAUCAGUGCAGCCAUUAAUGCAGCCAAGUAAAAUCCAUGUCCUCCUCUUAGUACUCCAUGGAGGGAACAUCCUAGACUCGGGAAGUGGUGAUCAGAGCUCUAAGCAAGGGGAUGUCAACACCAUCACGACUGUCUUUGACACAGUGAUGAGGGUGCAUUACCCAGCUGCUCUUGGACACAUUGCCAUCAGGCUAGUCCCUUGCCCAGCCAUCUGCUCCGAAGCCUUUUCGCUGGUGUCCAGCCUCAGCCCAUAUAGUUAUGAUGAAGGCUGCCUGUCCAACAGCCAGGAUCACAUUCCCCUUGCUGCCCUCCCUCUGCUAGCAACAUCAUCACCUCAGUACCAAGAAGCAGUGGCCACAGUGAUCGUCAGAGCCAACCAGGCCUACAGCGAGUUCAUCAAAUCCCAGGAGGGAAUGUCAUUCAAUGGCCAGGUCUGCUUGGUUGGGGACUGUGUCGGAGGAAUUCUAGGAUUUGAUGCCUUAUGCUACAGCAAUCAAACUGUGUCUGAGAGCCAAAACAGCAGUCGAAGAGGGAGUGUUGUGAGUGUCCAGGAUACCGACCUGCUGUCUCCUGGAAUAACAGUGAACAACAGCUAUUGCUCCAGUGGCUCUAAUCUGGAAGCCAGCAGACACCUCAGCAGGAGCAACAUUGAUAUUCCCCGUAGCAACGGAGAGGAUCCAAAGAAGCAGCUGCCACGAAAGAGGAGUGAUUCGUCAACCUACGAACUGGACACAAUAAAGCAGCAUCAAGCCUUCCUUUCAAGUUUACAUUCUAGUGUUCUGAGGAAUGACCCGGGAUCCAGGCGAUCUAGUAGCUCCACGAUGCUGGAUGGAGGAAACAUUGGAAAGUUUGAAUUUGAGAUCACUGACUUCUUCCUCUUCGGUUCUCCCCUGGGUCUGGUUCUUGCACUGCGAAAAACUGUCAUUCCAGCUCUUGACAUCUUUCAGCUCAGACCAGCUUGUCAGCAGGUCUAUAACCUGUUCCACCCUGCAGACCCAUCCGCUUCACGCCUCGAGCCCCUUCUGGAGAGGAAAUUCUACCUUUUACCCCCCUUUAAUAUUCCCCGUUACCAGAGGUUCCCACUGGGUGAUGGCAAUUCUGCUGUUCUGGUUGAGACAAUCCAGAACAAUCCCAUCCUCCUCAUGGAAAGUAGCCCUCUGGGUGCUGCCCAGAACCAGGACAGCUUCAUGGAAACAAGUAUCCCCGUUCCCGUACUGAAUUGGCAAGAUGUUUCCAAUAAAAGUGCCGGUUUUGCUGAGUCAGAUGUUGUUCAGUCUCAUGGUGCCGUCUUCAUGGAAAGCGCGUCCCUGUCCACCCCCAUUUCAGCCCCUCAGUUCAGGGGCUUCCGGAGAGCCAGUGAGAUCAGCAUUGCCAGCCAGGUCUCAGGAAUGGCAGACAGUUACACUGCUUCCAACAUAGCCAACAUUGCUGCCAAGUGGUGGGGAACCAAAAGGAUCGACUACGCUCUCUACUGUCCCGACGCUCUGACAGCUUUCCCUACGGUCGCCUUACCACAUCUCUUCCACGCCAGCUACUGGGAGUCCACAGACGUCGUCUCCUUCCUACUGAGACAGGUGAUGAGACACGAGAAUUCGAGUGUGUUGGAGCUGGAUGGGAAGGAGGUGUCUGUCUUCACCCCCUCCAAGCCCCGCGAGAAGUGGCUGCGUAAGAGGACACACGUGAAGCUGCGGAAUGUCACAGCCAACCACAGGAUAAAUGACACCAUUGCUAAUGAAGAUGGGCCCCAAACCCUGACUGGAAGGUUUAUGUACGGUCCAUUAGAUAUGGUCACACUCACAGGAGAAAAGGUGGACAUUCACAUCAUGACCCAGCCUCCGUCAGGAGAGUGGGUUUAUUUCGACACCGAGAUCAGCAACAGCAGUGGCAGAAUUUCUUAUGUCAUCCCUGAGAACCGGCGCCUGGGCAUUGGUGUGUACCCCGUCAAGAUGGUGGUCAGGGGUGACCACACAUACGCAGACAGCUACAUCACAGUUCUGCCAAAGGGGACAGAGUUUGUGGUGUUCAGCAUCGACGGCUCCUUUGCUGCCAGUGUAUCCAUCAUGGGCAGCGACCCCAAAGUCCGCGCCGGAGCAGUUGACGUUGUAAGGCACUGGCAAGACCUUGGCUACCUCAUUAUCUACGUCACGGGCCGCCCCGACAUGCAGAAGCAGAGGGUGGUAGCGUGGUUAGCACAGCACAACUUCCCCCAUGGGAUCGUCUCAUUCUGCGAUGGGCUCGUUCACGAUCCACUGCGGCACAAGGCCAACUUCCUGAAAUCCCUCAUCACAGAUCUCCACAUGAGGAUCCAUGCGGCAUAUGGAUCCACCAAGGACAUCUCUGUGUACAGCUCCAUCAGCCUCCCGCCCACACACAUCUACAUUGUUGGCCGACCCACUAAGAAGCUGCAGAGCCAGUGUCAGUUCAUCACAGAGGGUUAUGCAGCCCACCUGGCCCAGCUGGAGUACAACCAUCGCUCACGCCCCGCCAAGAACACCACGCGCAUGGCGCUGCGGAAGGGCAGCUUCGGGCUGCCCAGCCAGACUGAGUUCCUGCGCAAAAGGAACCACCUGCUGCGGACCAUCUCCUCCCAGCCCUCAGCAGCUGGAGGCAGCGCCGGCCAUCGCCCUGAGCGCACCCAGAGCCAGUCUGAUGGCGACAAGGAGAGGGACAGGGAACGCAGCCAAAGAAGUAUGAGCAUCGCCACGGGGUGCUGGGGCCGCAGCACACCAUCCCGCCUGGAGUCUGGCUUCCUGGGGCAGAAAUAGCAGAGCCAGAGCCAGCGACUGUCGGCUGCAGCCACCGGAGGAGAGAACAAAAGGAAAGAGGGAUGAGGCCGGCGUUAAUGUGGAAGGGGUAAAUAUGGUGCUACUCUCAUAACAUCGUGGUAUUCUGGGAAGAGAUGGGAUGUUUCCCACACGGAAUGUUCAGGCCUUGCAAGCGGGAGCGUCAGGUUUGUGUGGCAUGAGCUCAAGGAACAACUGGAAAUUGGGGGGGGGAAGUCUCCAGGUCAAGAUUGCGCUCUUUCCUGCCUCCUUCUCUUAUCCAGGUAUAGUGACUGUAAAUACGUGCCUCCUCACCUUCUUAGCCAUCGCUCCAGUGUGUGUGACCGAGUGCUGUCCUCAGAGCCACAGAACAGGGGGUGAGGUUGGGGAAUUUGCUUGUGGCUGUCCCAGGAGCCGCUGGAGGGGCUCUGCUGGUGCAGGGAUGGAGUUGGGGUCAGUGAGCACUGCUACUGCGGCACAGACAGCCCCAGGUGUUGGAUUUGGCAUGGGCUGUGCCAGGCAGAGCAACCAAGAGCUUUACCUGUACAGAGGGCUUCACGUUCAGCCACGUUCUUAAGGAGUAUGUGUAGUGGCAAAGCAGAACGGUGUCGAUGCUGUUGGUAGGAGAAGAAUGUUGGCAGAUUCACACCCAAGCAACUGGGGUCGAUACUACUAUUAUUUUUUAAAGAGACACUGUAGAAGCCAAUGGAAUUGAGUGCAUUGACCUCUGAAAAGAAGAAUACAGACUAUUCUGUUUAAGCUGUCACAAGCCUCAGACACUUAAUUUGCUGUUAAAUCUCCAAAUAUUAUUGCUAUAUAUUAUUUCCAAAACUAACCACCAUAUAUUUGCAAGCCGUUCUUCUCAUCCAAAUGCAGGGUCUGACUCUCUCAACACCCACCUCGGAGACAUUUUCUUCUUCCUGGGUUCUCUCCAAGUUCAGUAGCAGCUUCAGUGGGAACCAGACUUGCUUCUUUGACCUGUAGUUACUGAACUGUAAAACCUCAUUGUUUUUUGCACUGAUGAUUUUUAGAAUGGAAACCUGUUACCAUCUCAUGUAGCUACACCCAACUGUUUGUAGUGCAUGACAAUUAAAUAUUGCUACCAGGGUGUGUGUGUGUGUGUAUAUCUGUAUAUAUAGAUGUGCAUAUACGUAUGCACACACACACACACACAUAUAUAUAUGUAUGUGUAUAUAUUUAAAGAAAAUAAUCCUGUGCAGAAGUUUUUUCCAGCAGUAAGGAGACUGUAAGGAAGUGUGCCAACAGAGUCGGGCAAGCGUAAGAAAAGGCCAUAUCUUAAUUUUCCUGGUGUGUCUCUCAGUGGAUGUGCCUGAGCUGGUGGUCGGUGCGCUGCUGGAGCCGGGGCUGUGCGUGGCAGAGGGAGCUGCCCACUGUGCUGCAGGUGAGAACAGUGCCUGGUGUGGGGGCUCAGCAAAGAGCCCCGCAGCCCCGUGCCCUCAGCCAGGGGCCCGGCUCCCUCCCUGCACACACCUGAGGGGCCCAUUUACAGGCUCCAGAUGGCCUCUUCACAUGGAGAUUUUAUAGUCCUACUGAGCACCCCGACUACGUGUAACCUGGCUUUCCCCCACCGCACCUUCCUGUAUUUAUAUCACUUUCUACUUCCGAUGAUCUUAUUUAUAACAAAAUUUUUUAGACUGGCUGCUUCAUUUUAUUAACUGUUUCAAUAUAAAGCGCAGGACGGCCGCACUGAGACACGCAGCACUGUGAACACUGCUCUGCUCAUCGGCCCUGGGCCACGGUAGGCAGAUCUCACAUCGGGCACCUCAGACCUGGUGCUCACGGCGCUUUGGGUCGACCGAGGGACAGUGCUGAGCCGAGGCUGCUGCCCACACAGUGCAGCUCCCCGUCCUGCAGCCUGACCGCACACCGCGUAACCACUUCUCUUUGAUAGUUCUUCAAUUACAGAAUGUAUCCGAUGACUUUUAUUACCGAAAACUGACUUCCCUUUCUGUGGACUCAGCUGAGCUCCCUCUGAAUGUACAUCCGGAGCUUACUGGGUUUUAAAACCAAUGUGAAUUGUCCCAGCUUUUUCUUUUUGCUAGUCGAAUGUUCGAUCAAACAGUUGCCAUCCGAGUAGGAAGCCAAGCCACAAUCCAUCCUGUGAAGUCACCAAACCACAUCACAAAAUAAAUGUCUGCAAAUUUGGA